CAGAUGAUAAGUAUAAUUUUACUUGGAAACCUCCAUGGAAGAACUUUCGUAUCAAAGUAUGUUCCAGCAACGAAGUUUUGGACAACACUUCUGGAUUUCUUAUUCCAUCAAAAAUGCAGUUUUUAAUUACACAUCAUGUGUCAACAGUACAGAAAAUAAUUCGCAAUUUGGAGAGUUCAAUAGUUGAAAGCAUAAACUCGGCAGAAGAACUUCUAGAAAUAAAAGUAAAGUCACUGAAAGGUGAAGAUAUAUUUACUGAAAUUGAGAGAGCUUUAGCUAGGGAAACUGAUGAUAUUGUUAUGAAACCUAUUCAAAGAUUAGAGUUUACAUCAAGCUUAGUAGAGGAGCUUUUCAAAAAGGAAUUAAAAGAACAAACCAUUGACCUUAUGCGAGACGAAACCAAUAUAUUCGUAGUAGGAUUUGAGCAAAUGAAGUCUUUGAUCACUAAACAAAUUGACGAAAUCAAUCGAGUUACUGCCACCAAAGUUGUAAAACUAGGAGAUAAGUGGAAAAUUGAAGCUGUCAAGUGUUUUGGAAUUACUGAAACACUCAGUAAAACUUUUUCUGCUGUUGUCUUUCGUCUGCAAGAAGAAACUUCCAGUGUGUAUUUAAAAGGGAGAGAUGUCACGAUAAACAAAGCAGAAAAAGAAGUACACAAGUUGUUAUCAGAUUUGUUCAACGAAAAAUUACUCUUUGAUCCACUGACUCUGAAACUGUUGAUCUCUAAAGAGACUUCCGAACUUUUCAAUGAAAUUCUUCAAAAGGAACAUCUUCCAGUAGUCUGGACAGUUGAUAGUACCCAUCUCUAUUUCUUUAGCAAAACAAAAAUCGACACAGAUACAUUAAAAGCAAUUGUCUAUGAAAACUUUUUGACAGCAGGGUUUUCCAAAUCACCCUAUCAUGGAAAGCAGUUUUGCGAUAGCUACGCUUUUAUUGAAAUAACAAAUAAACAAAACAAUAAGUUGCUUUUUCUUGAGACAACCAAGUCAGGUGUAAAUAUUGCUGGAACAAAGAACCUGAUAUUUAAUCUUCUUCAUCAAGAGAAGUUAUUCUACAACGAUGUUGGAAACGCAAAAGAAAUACAGGUCGACACAUUAAGCUUAGAGGUAGCUAGCAUUAAAGAUGAGAAAAUGAAAAUUGAUCGUGAAAAGAGAGAACUUGAGGUGAAAUUGAAUGACGAAACUCAAAAGAGAAAGAAUACUAACGAUCAAUAUCAGUUAUUAGAAAGAAAAUGCAAGGAAGGGGAAGAAAAGCUUAAAAGAAUUACCCUUGAGAAAGAGUUGUUACUGAGGGAAAGCAGAGAUAAAGAGGCGAAUUUUAUUACACAAUUGGAAGAAUUAAAAAAAAUGAAUGACAAACGGAAAAAAAAUCCAAGGGCUUCUUCUGAUACAAAGAGUAGGCCCAUGCAAGGACAAAUUUUGCAACAACGCCCAACACAACCAUCAGGAUGUCAACAGCCGGAUUUUCUAAAUCCAACAGAAGACGAAGGAAAAGUGAAAGAAAACGUCAGUGACAUCUUUUAUCGCCAUGCAGUAUAUGAAGAAAAUAUACAGCUGACAAGAUCAGAGUUGAGAUUUUUACAAGAACAGUACCAAACAGAAAUUAGAAGUCUUCAACAACAGUGUGCAAAAGAUCAUGUGGCACUUAACAUUGAUAAUAUCCUUGUUUUUAUUCGGGGAAAUUCAAAUGGAGUCAAAGAUGCAAAGAAGAAGAUUGAUGGUAUAGUCAGAUCUAUUUAUAAAAAGAAAUAUACCUUGAAAAAAGCUGGCAUUGUGCGACAUAUGACAAGUAACCAGGGACAAACCAUAAUCAGUCAAGUGGAGAAAAGGAACAAAGUUGUUGUACAAUUACAGACUGGUGAGGAUAGUGAUGAUGAGGAGAAUACAGGUCAAGCCCAGCCAAUCUCACCAAGAAUAACAUACAAAGAGACAGCUAGGUGUACCAUACCUUCAGGACAAACAAUAAUUACUGUUGUGGGGGAUAUUACAGAACUUGAUGUUGAUGUUAUUGUUAAUGCUGCCAAUAAAGAACUGCAACAUGUGGGAGGACUGGCUAAAGUUAUAGUUGACAAAGGUGGCAAAAGCAUACAGAAAGAAUGUGAUGAUUAUGUUCGUUCAAAAAGCAGAGCACGGAAAUUGUAUGAAGGAGAAAUUUUCUGUAGUUCUCCUGGUAACCUCAACUGUAAAAUGAUUGCACAUGCAGUUGGACCUGUCUGGCAGAAUGGUCGCCAAUCAGAAGAUGAAUAUUUAAGUGAAUGUAUACAGGCAUCUUUAGAGAAAACAGAAGAUAAGAAAUAUAGAAGUAUAGCAAUUCCAGCUUUAUGUACUGGUGUGUUUGGCUAUCCACCAAAUAAAGCUACCAAAGUUAUUCUAGAAGCUAUCCGCGAUUACUUGAGAGAGAAUGGAGCUACAUCACCAGUCCGCCAGAUCUACUUAUGUGAUGUCAAAGAAGAUAUUGUUGACCAUUUUGUAUCUGCUCUUGAGAGAUAUUUUGAUAAAGCUAACAUUAAAAAGCAAGUAGGUAAUCCUGGUUUUGUUAGAAGACCUCCACUUAGAUUUUUGCCUGAUCAAGGAGUAUCAGGUGGAUGGCAGCAGAGAGCUUUGGCGGACAAUAGACAGGGUAGUGUUGACAUUGGAAAUUUGACAUUGAAAGUUUACCAAGGGGACCUAACUGAGGCUAGUGUUGAAGUGAUAGUUAAUGGUACUAACAGAGAACUAGACUUGACAAGAGGUGGUGUGUCUCAAGCUAUUCUCAAAAAAGGAGGAAGAGAACUAUCACAGCUGUUGUCAGUACCAGCAGCUAAGAAAGAAAUGAAGAGGGAAGGUGUUGCCACGACAACAGCAGGAAGUAAUUUCAGUUGUGACUUUAUUAUACAUAUCAAUAUGGAGGACAGUCAUAUGGACUUAAAGGCUAAAUUUGAAACUGUCUUGGAAAAAGUUGAUGAAUUGAACAAGACAUCAGUAGCAUUGCCAGCUUUAGGAGCAGGAAUAAGCUUUUCAAUAGACAAGGUUGCAGAGAAUCUAUUUGAAGCUUUGGUCAGUUUUCAUAGGAAGACUACAGAUAUCUCUGAAGUUCAAGUAGUAAUUUAUGAGAAGGACAAAUUAUCUCAAUUCCUGGCAGCCAUGCAGAACUGCUUACAGUCACAGAGUUACCAAUCACAAGGACUGAUCAGUAAAGUUAAAGGAAUUUUUGGAUAUGGAGAAAAGAAAUCAGUAUCUACAAAGCAAUGGAAAGUCAGUAAGAUGCCAAGCUCUGUUCUGAAUCUUGUUGUUUAUGCCAAGAAACAGAUUGAUGCAGAUUCAGCACUACGGUCCUUAGAAGAGAGCUUGAUCAAUGAUUAUAAAGAAAAACUUAUUGAGGAUACUGUAAUUAAAGAGCUCACUAAAGAACAAGAAGCUAAAAUCUUGAAGUUAGAAGAAACAUGUGAAGUAGAGAUAGAAUUUAAUAAAAGAAUAGGUCGUAUCAAAUUCAGAGGUUUGAUAGAAAAUCUGUCCGAGGCUAUGGAUGAGGUCCACAAAAAUUUGCGAGAUGUUGAAAGACAAAGACAGAAACAACAACAUGCUAAGUUAGUAGCAGACAUGGUGCAGUGGUAUUUUAUUUCUGUAGAAGAUACUGGACAAAAGUUGGAGGAGUAUCCAGCAGAAGUUAAUCUAAUUUUAGAACAAGCUUUAAAAAACAAUGAAUCACAGGCAAUCUACUUCGAUAAAAGUGGAAAUAGGUAUAUUGUGGAUUUUAAUAAUUAUGAGGCAUUUCCUGAGGAUGAUCCAUUUGAUUAUGUUGCUGUUCUCAGAAAGUCUAAAAUGACAGAUUAUGCUUUUGAAAUGCCACCUAACUGGGCAUCCAUGGAUCAAAAUGAGAAUAUAAAGAUUGUUACAUUACAACCUGCUGAUAAAGAAUACCAAGAUGUUGUACAAGAUUUUCAGAUGAAUAUGGCAGGAAACUAUAAAAGUAUUAUAAAGAUGGAGAAAAUACAGAACAAAACUUUACAACAACAAUAUGAAGCUAAAAAAUUAUCAAUGCAUUCUACAAAUGCUACAGGAACUAAUUAUGAACGUAAACUUUGGCAUGGUACAACCAUGGAGGCAGUGGAUAGUAUUAACACUUUUGGAUUCAAUAGAAGUUAUUGUGGAAAGAAUGCUGUGGCAUUUGGUAAUGGAGUUUACUUUGCUGUCAAUCCAACUUAUUCUGCUCAGGCCCAUUAUGCUCGUCCUGAUCCCAAUGGUAACAAGAGGAUGUAUAUGUGUAAAGUUCUAGUUGGAGAUUUCGCCAAAGGACAAGGUGGCAUGAAAGUUCCACCACCUAAACCAGGAGCUGCUGGGGGCCAUAUUUUAUAUGACAGUGUUGUGGACAAUCCUCAAAAUCCUGGCAUCUUUGUUAUAUUCCAUGAUUCUCAGGCUUAUCCUGAAUAUCUCAUUGUUUUUAAAUGAUACAUAUUUACGGCGUGGAAGUUUAUUCCACAAAUAACUCGUAGCAAGCCAUUCUCCCCUAAAAAGUAUAAGAAUUAAAAAGAAAAUUGUCAUAAAGUUUAUAAUUUUGAUCAUUUUAUCAUUCCGACAUUUUAUAAAAACAUGCAGAUAGUUAGUUUAAUUCCAUUUAUAAUGAAGUUUAUAUAUUUUGAUAAUUUCAUCAAUCAGGGAUUAGAAAAUUCAUUAAAGUAUGAUUAUCAUAAAUUUUCUUUCAUAUUGAGGAAAUAUUUAACCAGUUUUCAAAGUAAUUUCUUAUGUAAAAGUGUAUAUUAAAGCCGCUUUCCCUUCAAAAACCAUGUUUUUUAUUCUAUUAUUAUAGUAGAUAUCUAAGAAAGUGUUUCGUCAAAUAUUAUUGAACAAUGAAUUUACUAUUGGUACUGUGAAUACUGUGGAUUCAUUAAUAAUUGUUGUACAUGCUAUAAUUUUUGUGGAUUUCAUGGGUAGGGAUGCUUUGUUUUCUUAGUUUUACUACUGUGACAUUUGUUUUUUUUUCCACAUUUUUGAUAUAUAAAAAUGAAAAGAUAUCGGGAAGUCAUAGACCAUAUAGUCAUUAGCCUAUGACUUCAUUAUUUAGAUUAUAUAGUAAAAUCAUUUUUUUCAAGCCUGCAACAUUUUGUCGCGGUAGUGUGACAUCGUGAUCCUAUAUUCUGAUGUCAUUGGCGUUAUUAAUAUUUAGGUUCAGUCUGAGGUUAAAGUUUUGUUAGACCAGGGACUUUCUAUACUAACGGGACUCGUCUCUAUUGAUUUUGACUAAUUACUAAGCCGCCUGUUUAAAGCUACCACCCAACAAUAAACUUAGUUUCGUAUCUCUGAUAUACGAUGCUAGUAGUUAUUUGCGUAUUAAUUUUCACGGUUCUUUGUAAUUAUAUAAUUAUUAUUAGUUGUUAAUAUAAAAUCUGAUUAAUAGCCAUUUACGAUGACAAAAAAUAUAAGAUUUUGAAAGAAUGAUGAAUUAUCAAACUUAGACGUAUCGUUUUAAAGAACAUCCCAGUUGUGUAAAAUGGUUUACAUAUCAAACAAGAUGGCGGCUACUGAAUAUUCAACGAAUAAAUACCUCAAAGUUCAAAGAUCAAUAUUUCAAAAACGAACCGAGAAAUCUUUUGAAAAACAACAUUUGCAAUGACAAAAUGUAUAAAAUUUCAUAAAACCGAUUUUUUGUUAAACUUGAAAAUUUAGUUGUGAAGAACACUUCGUAAAUGUGAAAUGAUUUGCUAUAAAGUCACGUGACAUCAGCUACGGCCGAGAUCAGUCUGAUAAUUUGUAUAGACAUCGUCAUAAGUGACCAGUCCCGUUAGUAUAGAAAGUCCCUGGUUAGACAUCAACGACUUUGUCAAAACUAGAAACCAAUGAUGGUAUAUGAUUUCCAUUUAAAUUAAUUUAAAGAACUAAUUGCACUCAUAUUCAACACAAACAAAGGUUUUUAAAAGUAUCUUAAUUUUCAUAUUGUUCACAUUUAAUAAAAGAUAACUUUUACAGAAGCAAUUAAAAUAACUGAUUGCAAAUAACAGUGCAUUAAUUUUAAUAAAAAGAAGAAAUAUGAACAACUUAAACAAUACUAACAGCAUUUGUGUAGCUUAUCUCUUAUUUAUAUAAUAUUUUAUUAUAAACACCCAUCCUGAUGUACAAAAAAUAUAAAUUCGUUUUGCUCAGUCUUUAGUUUUCUAUGUUGUGUUUUGUAUACUGUUGUUUGUCCUUUUGUCUUUUUUCUUUUUUGCCAUGGCGUUGUCAGUUUAUUUUACACCUAUGAGUUUGAAUGUCUCUUUGGUAUCUUUCGCCUCUCUUUUGAAAUAUCAAGCAUUUAGUUGCUGCGUAGGACGUUAACCAUCCAACCGGCCGACGUAUAGAAAGAAAAAAGAUACAAGGACGUAACAACAGGAUGAUUCAUACUUUUCUGCAACAAAACAAACACAGACGCACCCUUAACAACACACGCGUAUGUAAACUGGCAUAACAAGAAACUGUGCAUCCUUAACAGAUGCUUAAAAUUUCGUUACUUUGAAGUUUUAGUCAAUAGUGCUUUUUGUUAUGUUUUUGUAAAAUUUUGAAUUGAAGGACUUCUUUUACCAAAAUGAAUUAAUUUGAAUCUGUAACAAAAUAUAAUAUUACUUGAAACAGAAAUUUGAAUCUAGUUAAAAACGUCUUCCUAUUUUUGAGAUUGAUACUCAAAUUUUGCCAAAACGUAUCAAAAUUGCUAAUUUUAGGCAUAUGUAUGUAUUUAUGAGUUGGUCACAUGUUAGAAGUACGCCCAAAUGUUGUUUUAACCUUACAUAACCGAAUUUUAGCAGAGAUUGAAGGACUUUUACAAAAUGAUACUUGUUCGAAAUAAAUGUUCUGAAAAAUCGGCAUUAAUUUAUUUUUGUUCAUCAAAAUAUACAUAUAUGACAAAAUGUAUGAAAACUGUCAUCUUAAAUUUAUUUUAGCUGCCUAGUGUAUCGGAGCUUUUACAAUAUAGUUUGCUUUGACGUAUAAUGAGUAUGGUAGUGAGACAAUCAAAUCGAUACACUGUAAGCUU
Messenger RNA from Mytilus californianus (California mussel), 6978 nucleotides. RefSeq names its product protein mono-ADP-ribosyltransferase PARP14-like. Gene Ontology annotation, cellular component: nucleus; cytoplasm. The record is from RefSeq and is a predicted model, not a curated record. Gene Ontology annotation, biological process: negative regulation of gene expression. Lineage: Eukaryota; Metazoa; Mollusca; Bivalvia; Mytilida; Mytilidae. Gene Ontology annotation, molecular function: NAD+ poly-ADP-ribosyltransferase activity; transcription corepressor activity. Bases 114 to 4427 code for a protein of 1437 amino acids. The transcript is spliced from 15 exons.